Leptosomus discolor (cuckoo roller) is the source of this 3155-nucleotide messenger RNA. The record is from RefSeq and is a predicted model, not a curated record. Lineage: Eukaryota; Metazoa; Chordata; Aves; Leptosomiformes; Leptosomidae.
UUAAACAUAUUGCUGGCUGGUAUGAACCCCUUCUAUUUCCACGCAGUGAAUGUAAUUUUACACUGUCUAGUGACUCUUGUGCUGAUGUACACUUGUGACAAAGCUGUGUUCAAGGACUGUCGACUUGCUUUUGUCACGGCAAUGUUCUUUGCUGUGCAUCCCAUUCACACCGAGGCUGUAACAGGUAUAGUAGGCAGAGCGGAUGUCCUUGCCUGUCUACUCUUUCUGUUGGCUUUUCUCUCCUAUAAUAGGAGUGUGGAUCAGCUUUAUGUUGGGGAACAUUUCCCUCCCACUGCCUCCCCAUUCUUUUUGCUGCUUAGUUUAUUCCUUGGGACGUGUGCAAUGCUGGUGAAAGAAACUGGAGUCACUGUGUUUGGUGUUUGCUUGGUUUAUGACUUCUUUUCCCUCUCCUGCAAUGGACUCAAACUGAGAAACGGGGGGAUCCACCAGAGACCUGCCCGGCAGCCCGCAGCUUCUCCCUCUGCCUCGCUGCAGGUCCCUCCAGCCGGACGGGAGAACGGGAAGCAUCGCUUUGCUCACCGGGGCACCUGGAACUCCUGCCACCCGGCGUCACCUGAGGAGCAGCGGAGCAGUGGCCUUUCUGUGCCCAGCAAAGCCAUGUGGGCCAUUCGGAGGUUUCUAACUUAUUCCUACCUUCUGGCCUUCAAUGCGUGGCUUCUGCUGGCACCAAUCACCUUGUGCUAUGACUGGCAGGUUGGCAGCAUUCCUUUGAUUGAGUCCGUCUGGGAUGCAAGGAACUUAGCCACAGUGUUCCUGGUGCUGGUGAUGACGUUACUUAGCCUACACUGCAUAGCGGCGUUCAAGAAACUGGAACACAAAGAAGUUUUGGUUGGCAUGUUGUUCCUGGUUUUCCCAUUCAUCCCAGCCAGCAACCUCUUCUUCAGGGUGGGAUUUGUGGUGGCAGAGCGAGUCCUUUACAUGCCGAGUAUGGGGUACUGCAUCCUUUUUGUCCACGGUCUAAAAAAGCUGUCUACAUGGUUAAAUAAGUGGAGAAUUACUGUUCUGACCCUCUUUGCUUUACUGCUGCUGCUCUUCUCUUGGAAGACCGUGAAACAGAAUGAAAUCUGGCUGUCACGAGAAUCCCUUUUCAGCUCGGGAGUGAAGACCCUUCCCCACAACGCCAAGGUGCACUACAACUAUGCCAAUUUUCUGAAAGACCAGGGCCGUAACAUCGAGGCGAUCUACCACUACAAAACUGCUCUCAAACUGUACCCUCGUCAUGCAAGUGCUCUCAACAACUUGGGGACGUUGACCAAAGAUGUGGUGGAGGCAAAGGACUACUACAGACGGGCCCUUCAGUUAAACCCUCAGCACAAUCGAGCUCUCUUCAAUCUCGGCAACCUUCUCAAGUCCCAAGGGAAGAAGGAGGAAGCUGUAAUCUUACUGCGGGACUCCAUUAAGUAUGGCCCAGAGUUCGCAGAUGCUUACUCAAGCCUGGCCUCGCUGCUAGCUGAACAGGAACGGCUUAAGGAAGCAGAAGAGGUCUAUAAGGCUGGCAUAGAGAAUUGUCCAGAGAGCUCUGAUCUGCAUAACAACUACGGUGUUUUCUUGGUUGAUACUGGGGCUCCCGAGCGAGCCGUGUCCCACUACAGGCAGGCCAUCCACCUGAGCCCCACUCACCAUGUGGCCAUGGUGAACCUGGGCAGGCUUCACCGCUCCCUGGGGCAGAACAAAGAGGCUGAAGCAUGGUACAAGCGGGCACUGAAGGUAUCCCGGAAGGCUGAAAUCCUGUCCCCGCUGGGGGCUCUGUAUUACAACACGGGGCGGUAUGAAGAAGCGUUGCAGGUUUACAGAGAAGCGGCAUCACUGCAGCCUUCGAACAAAGAGAUCCGACUGGCACUGGCUCAGGUUUUAGCAAUGAUGGGGCGGACGAUGGAGGCCGAAAAGAUGACGAACCAUAUACUCAGUGAGGAUGUGGAGUGUCUGGAGUGCUACCGCCUUCUGUCAGCCAUCUACAGCAAGCAGGAGCACUAUGCCAAGGCACUUGAAGCUAUAGAAAAAGCUCUCCAGCUAAAACCAAAGGAUCCAAAAGUCAUAUCAGAGCUCUUUUUCACUAAAGGAAACCAGCUAAGAGAGCAGAAUCUCCUUGACAAGGCUUUUGAGAGCUAUAAACGGGCUGUGGAACUCAACCCAGACCAAGCUCAGGCCUGGAUGAAUAUGGGAGGCAUUGAGCACAUCAAGGGGAGCUACGUCACUGCUCGUGGUUACUAUGAAAAAGCCUUACAGCUGGUUCCAAACAGCAAGUUGCUGAAGGAGAAUCUGGCAAAACUGGAUCGCUUGGAGAAACGAUUUCAGGAAGUCCCGGAGAAAGACCAAACAUAGCAUUCAGGCACCAGUGGAAAGAAACCCAUGCCCCUUGGAGACGAGUAUAGUGGAAGCCUACUGCUCGAAAUGAUGCUGAAGGAACUUUGAUAGGACUCAGAAUUACGGAAGGCAAAUUUUGAAUGCAUGCUUAUGUUUGACCAAAGUUACAGGAGACACUUGGUUCCUGUGGGACAUGCUGGAGAAUGAAUGAAAACCUUCCUUUAAUCAAGAUUUAUGUUUAGGCUGAACCCAUUUUAAUCACACCAGGAGUGUGGGUGGGACAUGUACCUUCAAUAUCUUGGUUAUCACUGGGGAAACCAUGGAGACAAAGCACUCAUCCAUUGCAGCAGGGGUGAAGUAGCACCUCCUGUUACUCAGCACAGGCUCACCUCAUCCACAUAAAGUACCACUGAUGGGCUUCAUUGCAAGUGCUGCCAGGUCCUUCUGAUCCGGGAAAGAUGGACAUAAUGGUCACAUAAAAAGGUUUCAAGAUGUUAAUGCUGAGGAAGUGGUGGACACUUUAAAGCUCUAAAUGUGACUUGAAAAUUAUUCUAAAGAAGGGGAAAACAGUAUCUGAAUAUCACCCUAGAAGGAUGGUUCUACAAGUAGGGCAAAUAAUCCCUUGAGGGAAAACCUCACCUGAAUGUUUUACUCAUAAGAUAGUAAUUUUAUAGCGAUUCGGGUUCAUGAUGUCAGUAUUGUCAAAUAUCAUAUGGCUUUAGCCUUUGCCGUCUCUCUCCAGGCCAAAUAGUUAUUACUCUGAAAAAAAUCGAAGCAUCCAAAGGCGAUGGGAAGCUCUAGGAUUACUUGUCCUCCUGUCCAGUCCUCAG